Messenger RNA from Protopolystoma xenopodis, 471 nucleotides. Lineage: Eukaryota; Metazoa; Platyhelminthes; Monogenea; Polystomatidea; Polystomatidae. The record is from the annotation of a GenBank genome assembly.
AUGUUGCUUUCAUGUGUGUCCUCUUUUCUGCUUUCGUCUGGCCUCUAUAUUCUCAUUCUCCUUCUCUUCACUAUCACUUUCGUGUCUUCUCUUUCCCCCCUUCUCUCACCUCCUUUUCAACUCUCUCUUUCUCUCUCACACACACACACCUCUCUUGAUUUUCUCUUUUAUAUUGUUCUGCCUGUCCCUCUUUUUUCUCUCUCCUCUCUCGUCUCGCAUGACCCUCUCUUCUCGGACUGUACUCUCCGGCACAGAUCUAUGCCAUCCCGGAACCUCAGCGUGGACGACCUGGCUGAACACCUUCAAGACGGGGUUCGGAGGAGGAAAACGGCCUCGCACCACUUGCCUCAUUCACUUACCCGAAGCAUGCUACAGCCAAGCAUCCAUCAGUUGCUGCCGCAUAAUUCGGACCCAGCCGCUGUAACAGUCCGCCUCCCCCCUCGUUCGGACUCGUGGUGCAUCCAUUCGUGA